AUGCCGCCGAGGAAGAAGAAGAAGAACGACAAAGACGACGGGAAAACAGACGCGCAAAGAGCCGCAGUCCUCGAGACAGACGAGGAAAUUUUGAGAGAGCGUCAAGUAUCCACGAAAAUUUAUCAGUCCGCGCUGAGCAGCAGAAUUGUCUCGUCCGCGUUGCCGUCCACCGCGGAGGUUAUUCAAACGAGGAAAAACCAGCUGUUCAAAUCGGACGCGAAAGAUAUCGCGAAGAAAGCGAACACGAGAAAGUCGAGACACAUGGUGGUAUUUCCCGGACAAUUCGCGCAGAUUAGUUUCAUGAACAACAACGCGAGUGGUGGUGGUAAUGGUGGUAACGGAGAUAAUAAUAAUAACACUACUUCUACUGCUACGAACGCGAACGCGGUGGAGUUUGGAGAACUCGCGGAUUUGGAUACGCAAAAUCCAGUUUGUUACAUCAACUUCCCGAACGGCAUCGGGAAGAUGAAACUGUACGGGACCAUAGCGAGGGCGAGAGAGUCGAGGUAUUUCACCUUGAACCUUGGAAGCGGAGGCGGCGGAUCGUCGAGGAAAGAUUCAGGGGCGAAUGCGAACGCGAAUCUCGAAGAUUUCUUCGACGGGGUGUUAAUAUUCUCCCAAUGGGCUUGGAUCGGGACGAAAGAGGAGAAUCCGGAGGAGAAGCCAUUGUUGGAGAUUCCCGAGAGCGUUUGGAAGACCAUGAAUAGCGGGAAUAAGAAGACGGCGAUUGAUUGGGAGAGGAAGAACAACAGCACGUUGGGCAAGAAAAAAGGAGGAGGAAAGAAGGGAGAUGAAAACGACGACGCGAACACCGACGCCGCCGACGAUAGCGUGAUUACGCUCGGCGACUCCGACGAAGAAGAAGGUGAAGGAGGAGGAAAAGAUAAUAAAUCAAAAGACGCCGCGGGUGGUCGAAGACCGAAACGUCAGGCAGCGGCGAAAGCGGAGAAGAAUCUCGCCGAUAACGACGGUUUAGGAAACAUUGAUUUCGAUGGAGACGACGACAGCGAUUCAGACGACGGGCACAUGACGUCGCCGCAAGCGCUCGUGAGAGGGAAAGCGACGAUAUCAAUAAUCUCGCCCAUCCAGCCGAGCAUAGCCGGGAGAGAGGUAUCGUUGCGAUCACCAGGCGGUGGAGGUAGUGGAAACGCGAAAAAGAAAUCAUCGACGGACAAAGCUGCCGCCGCGGCUGCCGCGAAGAAAAAGGCGCAACAUCAAAAGAAGAAGAAACGCGAGGAGCGAAUCGAGCUCUCGGACGCGGACGACUCGGACGACGUCAUGGACCUCAUAUCGUCGGACGAGAGCAGCGAAGACGACGAACCAAUCGCGAAGAAGGCGCGACCAGCGAGACGUUCUAGCGCAACGGCGACGAAAUACAAGGAAGAUUCGGAUUCAGAUGAUGAUGAUGCUGACGAGGAUGGAGAAUCUGAGGAGGAGGAAGAGGAAGAAGAAGAGAGCGACUUCGACGACGACUCAGAUUUCGAGUAA
This is a messenger RNA of Bathycoccus prasinos, 1488 nucleotides long. RefSeq lists its product with no specific name. The transcript has a single exon. The coding region runs from base 1 to 1488 and encodes 495 amino acids. Gene Ontology annotation, biological process: DNA endoreduplication. Lineage: Eukaryota; Viridiplantae; Chlorophyta; Mamiellophyceae; Mamiellales; Bathycoccaceae. The record is from RefSeq and is a predicted model, not a curated record. Gene Ontology annotation, molecular function: DNA binding.